UCUCCUCCAAGAGCCAAAGAUAAGAAGAAGAAGAAGAUGAUGGUGAUGUGACGGUCUCCUCCGCCGCAAGAUCCAUCCAUCCUUCCCUCCCUCCCAAAAUCCUUCCUCACCUCACCUCACCUCACCCACCCCAAAUUUCAUUUCCAGUUCCAGAAAACGGGAAAAAAGAAGAAGAAAAAAAAAUAAAAUCCAAGCUUUAACCAGUCAGUGUUCCUUCUCUGUGUCUGUGCUGUGGACUGAAGCUCAAAAGAAAAGCAACAACAAUGGCAGCCCUUCAGCAGAUCCCAAUCUCCUCCCAGUCCAAAACCCUCCCUCUGCCCCAAGCCCCGACAAGAACCCCAUUCCUCCACAGGCCUUUCAGUCUGUCCUUCUCCUCCUCCAUCCCCUCCCUCAACCUCUCCUCCUCCAACCACCACCACCUCCUCCUCCGCCCCGGCUCCGCCCUCGGUGCUCGGAUGGUCGCCACCGCAGCCGCAAGCUAUGCCGCCGCCCUUGCUGACGUGGCCAGGUCCAACAACACCCUCGACUCCACCAGCGCUGACAUGGAGAAGAUCGAGAAGGUCUUCGCCGACCCACUGGUGCACGAGUUCUUCUCCAACCCCACCGUCGACCUCGAGAAGAAGCGCAUGGUCAUUGACGAGAUCGCCACCAGCUCCGCUCUCCAGCCCCACACCGCCAACUUCCUCAACAUCCUCGUCGACGCCAAGAGGAUCGAUCUCAUCAAGGACAUCGUCAAGGACUUCGAGACCGUCUACAACAAGCUCACCGACACCGAGCUGGCCGUCGUCAGUUCCGUGGUGAAGCUCGAGUCGCAGCACCUGGCUCAGAUUGCCAAGCAAGUGCAGAAGCUCACCGGGGCCAAGAACGUAAGAAUCAAGACCGUGAUCGACCCGAGCUUGGUCGCAGGGUUCACCAUCAGGUAUGGGAACUCGGGGUCAAAGUUGAUCGACAUGAGCGUGAAGAAGCAGCUCGAGGACAUUGCUGCCCAGCUCGACUUGGGUGAUAUCCAAUUAGCUGUAUAAGAAAAGAGAGCUCAAGUUCUCCUUCUUAUCGAAUUUCGAACUUUUGAAAAAGAUGUUGGGAAGGAAUACAAAUUCUUCCUCCUCCUCCUCCUCCUCCUCCUCCUGUCUAUGAAUUAAUUUGGAUUUGGAAUUUCUGUUCUUGUUCUUGUUCUUGUUCUUGGUGUCACUGUAGCUAAAAAAUGCGAUGCUGUGUCUGUCAGUCGUAUGGAACAACUGAGGAGUACAUUUUAGUUUGCACAGUGUAA
This is a messenger RNA of Punica granatum (pomegranate), 1267 nucleotides long. NCBI's taxonomy places the organism in Eukaryota, Viridiplantae, Streptophyta, Magnoliopsida, Myrtales, Lythraceae. The record is from RefSeq and is a predicted model, not a curated record.